Molecule: messenger RNA, 9712 nt
Organism: Bradysia coprophila
Lineage: Eukaryota; Metazoa; Arthropoda; Insecta; Diptera; Sciaridae
Gene: lva
Product: lava lamp
Source: RefSeq, a predicted model, not a curated record
AUGACAGGUACUUUGACAAGUAGAUCUCCAAAAAGUCAAUUUUUCUAAAACAGUACACGUUGAAUAGAAUGUUUUGAGUUCUGUUUAGUUAAUUGUCCGUAAAGAUAUUUCGUAAUUUUUUUUGCUAAUUUUAAUAUUUACUGUAAAUUUUACGUAUUGCGAUUGUUUUAAUCCAUUAUGACCGAUGCUGAUUCCGGCAGCGGUGGUGGACCCGGUCCUCCUCCGGAUAUCUCAAGUCUGAAGGAAAACUUCAAUCAGCAACAAGCAAAGAUUUCGGCACUGAAAGAACUUGUCCGACAAUCUGAGGUCAAUCAGGGAAAAAACACUGCCAGUGCACAGGAGAAGGUUAAAAAUAUAGCUCAACGUUUGUCUCAUUUGAAAUCGAAAGCAACCAAAUCAAGACAAAGCGGAGUUGGAAGGUGGAACACAUCUUCCGAUGAAAACGAAUCAAUUUUAGAUCGAGCAAUUAGUGAGAAGCCUGAAGGGACGACGAUACAGAGCGACGAUGUUAUUCCACCAGCAGAAAUCGCUCGAGCACGUUCGGAAACGCCAGGAAGUGAGAAAAUUCAAUUAUUGCGCAAGCAAAUGGAGCAAAAUCGUCUGAAAAUGGCGGAAAGGGAAAAUAGUAAGCGUGGCAUUGAAGAGCUGGUGACGCAGUUGAAAGCGAAGGUGGACAGCAGCAAGACAAGCUUGGAGAAAACAUCGCAGCUUGGACGUUCAGUCGGUGAUCUGAGCGUUUGGUCUACGAAAGACCGGCAUAUGUCUUCCAGCGAUUUGUCCAGUUAUGGAAUGCCAACAACAUUCGAAAAGGAAAGACUGAAGUUUUUAGAGCGACGUGUCCGCGAAUUGGAAAUCGAAAUGAAGAACAAAGAAAACGAAUUUCUAACUCGAAACGCCGAUUCGGAACAUUUAAUGAAUGCGAAACGCUUGGAAAGUAGAAUACUCGACCUGGAAGAGGCAUUGAAAGAGAAAGAAUGUGUCAUCGAUGCCCGUACUCAAGCCGUGAGUUUACUCUCCGAAAAUUUGUCGCUGAAAGGUAAGAACACCGUGGAUUUGUUGGAGGAAACCAAACUGGAAAUGCAGGAGAUGCAGAAGAAAUUCAUUGAAGCCGAGAAUGGCUAUCGCGUCGAAAUUGAACGUUUGAAAUCGGAAAUCGAUGAGAAAAGUAUCAAAAUUGAAAAUAUGGACCAGGUGAACGAUAUCUUGGAGACGGCUCGCUUCGAUUUGACGGUGAAAAAUUCGGAACUUGAAGAAAAAUUCGACGGAGUGCAGGACUUUAGCAACAAGCUCAGCGAAUUGAAUAAAAUCAACCAUAGUCUACAGCAGCGCAUAGCCACUCUGGAAAGCGAAAAGAAAACGGAAGAGAGUGUCGAUGAACUGCAAACCGCAAUCGAAAAACUUCAAAUCGAAAACGAUGCCUUAAAGAAAAUGCUUCAACAUUCUGAAGAUGCUGCCGAUGAAACUGACGUUUCACUGCUCGAUAAGAUCAGAUCGCUGGAGAAUGUAAUCAGUUCGCAAAGUGAGGAUAUCGACAAGCAUCUAUCUACAAUCGAGCGGCUAGAAAACAGUUUACAGGAAAAAACGAUCGAGUACAACGUCCUGACAGCCAAUUUUUCGGUUCUUCAAGAAAAGGUCAAAUCUGCCGGUCCUAAGUCACUCUUUUCCAUGUCCACCGAUGAGGAAGCCGAAGCGGAAAUAACCAAACUGAAAUCGCAAUUAGACGAGGCCAACAAGAGUAUGAUCAAAACGAAACUGAAGGCCAAGCAGCUGCAGAAGCAAUUGGAUUCGGUUAAAAAGUCAUCCAAUUCUUCGGCCGACGUUAUUCGUUUGACGGAAGAGAAUCAAAUUUUGCAGCAACAAGUAGCCGAAAUGAAGACAUCGCUAGCCGCAGAUGGAAAAUCGUCAUCAUCGCCUGACACCGACUUGGAAAAGAAAAUCAAAAUACUCGAAACGACUUGCCAGAAUCAGGUGUCAGCCAUUCUAUUGCUUGAAGAACAGAAAAUCGACAUGACUGCUGACCUGCAGACCACAAAAACGGAACUGACGUCGUUGAAAGAUCACAUAAAAGGCACCGAUGACGAAGAACAUACUGCUAUGGUUACGUCACACAUGGACAACAUCGAAAUGGAGGAGAAGAUUGAUCAACAUUUGCGACAAAAUGAUUUACUUAAAGCAGAAGUCGAUCGUUUGAUGGAAGAGAAACUAGAUCUCAGCUCAAAGUUGACUGCCUACAUGACCGAAAACAUGGAAUUACUGGAAAAACUCGACAAAAUCAGUAAGGGCAGUUCAGCCGAGUCAAUCGAACUUAUCGAAAAUCUGACACACCAAGAGAAACUGGAGAUGGAGGAAUUCCAAAAAGGUCUACAUCCGAUCGUUGAUGCUUCCGAAGGUGAUACUAGUGUGAUGAGUGCAGAUUUGAGUGAAAGUCUGGUCAAAUUGCGGGAAGAGAGCUCCGAACUUAUGCAUAAAAUUGAAAUGUUUACGUCGGAGCGACGUGAAGUGUUGGAUAAGGUAGAAGACUUGAAGAUGGAAAAUUCGAAUUUAGUUCAAGAAGUGGACGUACUCAAAGUGGAGAAAGAGAAAAUUCUUACCGAUUUCAAUGCACUGCAAGAGGAGCUUACAACGGUCAAGGAAAGUUUGAAAGCAACAGAAGCGGAACGAGCUGAAUUGUUAGGCAACGUUAAAGAUCUAAGUGAAAAUCGGUCUAAACUGCAGGAUGAAUUAAAUUCCCUCAUCAAGUGUCGUAAUGUUACCGUCGACGAUGUGCAUCAAGCAAGCUUCUCGUCGGAAUCAUCUGUUGAAGUGACCAAUGAUGAUUACGAGAAGGCAUUGAAAGGACUGGAAAUAGAACUUGAAAACUACAAAAAGAGCAAAGACAAAAGUGUAAAAUCAAAGAAAUUAGCGAAAGAGGCCAAGAACGUCUACGAACUGUUGAAGAAAUUGCUUAACGACUACGAAAACGGGGCGAAGCAAGUGGCCGAACUGAAGGCCGAGAUCGGUAGAAUUAAUUUGCAGCAACAGGAGGAGAGAAUCAAAUUAUUGUUAACCGAUGAAGUGGAUAAGAUCAGCGAGAGCAAGAGCAAGGAGGAGCUGAGAUUGCAACGAGGUGAACUGGAACGUGUAACAGCUGCUAUGCAGGAUCUACAGUUGAAUUACGAGAAACUGCAAACCCAGUUAGAUGAAAAAGAUGCGCUGCUUCGUUCGGCUGACGAGAACUCAACCGAAUCAGAAACGCUAAUGUUACGCAACGAAAACGAUCGACUGAAGGAGAAAGUAGCCGAAAUCGAACGAACGCUGCAUUUCGACCACGAAACCAUUGAGCAGAAAACCCAGGAACUCAUUCAAUUAAAACUCGAAUUCGACAAUCGAGUCGACACGGCCAACAAGGAAAUCGACAUAUUAAAGAAAUUGACGGCCGAACAGAAGGACCAGUUGAUCGCCACACUAACCGAACAUGAAACCGAAAUCAACGAAAAGGUGGCAAAAAUCGAUGAACUGGAAUUGAAACUGCAGGAAAUGAGCAAGGAAGUGGAAGAGGCGAAAAAUCAAUUUACUGCCUCUCGCGACGAAUAUGUCGAACAAUUGCAAGGCAAAGUGGCUGCUCUGAAGACGAUAUUCGAUGAGAACAAUGACCUGUUGGAGGAACAAGCAAACGAAUUGCGAAAUAAACAGGAAACAAUCGAGUCGCUGAACGGUCAGAUAAUGGAACUGUACAAAGUGAUGGAAGAGAAUGCUAAUAAGGUGAUCGAAAAGGAAGAUGAAGUGAAUUAUUUGCAGGAGUUGAUCGAUCGGAAUGAACAGCAGGUCCAGACAUUGAAAGAUAAGUGCUCUACGUUGGACAAUGUCGUACGAAAAUUGGAAGCAGAACUUCAGAAAAAGUCGAAAGAAAUUGAAGCGCUGAGCCAACAACAACAACAAUCGAAAGUCGUGGACAAUAGUGAGGAAAUUGAAAAUUUGAAGAAAAAAUACGAAUUGACAGUCGCUGAACUUGAAUCGAAGAACAAAGAACAGCUUGAUAAGUUAAAGAAAUUUGCCGCAAAUUUGAAAAAGAAAAACGCUCAGUGUGUCGAACUUGAGCAUAAACUGGAGCAGAUGGAUCGUGCAACGGAUGAAAAACCGAUAGAAGAACUAACUCAAAAAUUAGAAAAUCUUCAGCAACUUCUGUUCCAAAAGGAUCAAGAAUUGAAUGUGAUGAGGCAUGAGUCGAGCCUCGUUGCCGCUGCUGUUCAGCAAAGUAGUUCUGUAGCGGACACAGAGCAGAUCAUUGAAGAAUUGAAAGCAUCUAAUGUCAAGGAAAUUUCAAAAUUAUCCGAAGAAAUUAGCAAUCUCAAGGAACGUCUGUGUGAUGCCCACAAUCAGUUGGCUGAACUGGACCGCCAGUACAAUUCUGAAGUUGCCAACAAAUCUGCAGAGUUGGAAAAUUUGACUGCACGAAUGAAUGAAAAGGUACGUGCGAUGGAUGAACUUACAGUCAAUGUAGAGAAGAAAACAGCCGAAGUAACCACCCUGCAAAAUUCUCUAAAAGAAUUCAAUACGCAGUUGGCCACAACGACCGAUGAUUUGAAAUCGAAAAAUGUGAAAAUUGAGAAAUGCCGAGCUGUGAUUAAAGAGAAAAACCAAACAAUCCAGAAGCUCAACUCAUCGAUUGCCGAAUUUAAGGUCAAAUUGGAGGAACACCAAAGCGAAAAGUCAGAUUCGCCACUACAGACCCAAUGUGAACACCUUCAAGAUGAGCUCACCAAUCACCGCGAAACGAUUGCAGGUCUUCAGAACGAAUUGGAAUCGCUACGUGCUCAGUCGGCAAAUAUCGGUGCUCUGGAGAUGAAGAACCAGGAGAACGAACAUUACAUCGAAUCGUUACGUGAAAGUAACCAAAAAUUGAACGAUAAAAUUGCCAAACUUGAGGAGGGCAUUGGUAACAUUGAAGAACGUCGAUCAUCGUUGGAACAACAUGCCAAUCUAUUAGGUUCGACCCUUCAAGAAAAAACUUCCGAAUUCCAAAAGAACGAAGACGAACUCUUGUCGCGAUUACAAGCAUUGUCUCAGCAUGAUGAGACCAUUGAGCAACGGUUACAUGAAGCUGAUUUAGAAAAACAGGAGCUUGGCGAUCGUUUAUCAGAAUUGACGGAAGAACGGAAUGAGCUGGUUAAAAAACUGCAAUUGAUCGGUAGUCAAAUGGCACAGUUGCAGGGUACUACUUUAUCGGAUCUUGAGAGUGAAAAUGCCACGUUAAUGGAACAAGUGAAAACAUUGCAGCUUGACCUGAAACGCCAAUCAAGUGAAUUCGAACGAAAAAUGGAUGAGCAAAAAAGUGUCAUCGCUGAUUUGGAGUACGAUUUGAGCGCUCAACUGCAACGAUUGACUGACGAACGUCGUGAUCUUCAACACAAUUUAGAAAAGUCAAAAGACGAAAUCAAUGAACUGAAUUGUGACGUUGUUCGCUUCAAGGAAAUCAUCACGUCAUUGGAGCAGACAAACUCUGAUCUAGAGAACAAAAUGACGUGGAUUAAAAUGCAGAAUGAAAGCAUGAACCAGGAACAUAUUGAAAACCAGGAACUCCGAAUGCAGAUCGUUCAUGACCAAACGGAAAUUGAAAAUUUGAAAGAGCAAACGGAAACGCUACAACAGAACCACGAACGAGAAGUGGCUGCGUUAAGGCAACAAAUAUUGGAAUUCGAUUCACUUCGCGCUCAAAUCGGCCAGAAUCAAACAGAUGAUCAAGUGUUCAUUCAGAACGAAAACGAACGAUUGCAGGGACUGCUGGCUACAAAAGAUUUAGAAAUUCAAAACUACCAGCGACAGAACUUACAACUCCAAAUGUCACUUGCUGCUGCCCCGAACACAGGCGAUCCCUUUAUAAACCUGACUCAACCAUCGGCGGCAUCGACACCGCAUAUCGACAGCGAUGAACUGUUGAUUCUCACAAAAAAUGUUGAGGAUUUGCAAGCGAAACUUCAAACAGCCCAAGCCCAAAUAAAUGCGCUACAUGAGCAAAAUACCGAACUUCAAGCGCAAGAUUCUCUAAGGGCAGACAUAAUUGACACGAUGAACAAGGCACAUGGCGACCAAUUGAAUAAAUUACAGUCGGAAUGUGCGCACCGGUUGACCGAAUUCGAAGAACAGAAGAAGGAGCUGUGUCAUUCAAGCGAAAAGAAAGAUAGUGAACUAAAACGACUGCAAAGCGAGAAUGAACAACAGAAAAAUGUGGCUGUUACACAAACCAAAGUCGACGAAUUGCAGCUUAAUGUCCAACAGCUGGAGCAGUACAUUGCUGACCUUCAAAUUCAAUUACGUAUAUCGACUAACGACUGCGAACAAACUGCACAAACUAUCCAGUCAUUGGAACAAGAAAUUCAAAUUCGCACAGCAAAAUAUGAAGGAGAAAUAGCGUCACUGCGUGGUGAUUUAGAGAGAUUGACCGUACAACCGCCGAUUCACGAAGAAAUUGCUCAGAAGGCAGUAGCUUCGACGAUUGCAGCAGAACCUCAACAAUUCCUAGCAGACAUUGAACGAAUGAUCAUUCCAUCUGUUCAACCAACCAAUAUACCUCCGCCUUCCGACAAACCGUCCGGUUUACCAUCGUUUAACAGUUCAAUGUUUUUCGGAUCACCUGAAACCACCGCAUUCGAUGAUCCAUUCACUUCUUCACAACCCGAUUCAGCAUUACCAGCCGACGCAGAUAAUCGUUCCCCUGUUGUGGAACCAGUUUGUGUUGCGAAGAAGGCCUAUCUUUGCCAUCCCGAUCAAAUCGCUAGUGAAUCCGAGCAGGUUGUUUCAAACCUUACGCCGGUUGUGGAAGAGGUUUGCGUGGCAAAGAAAGCUUAUCUGUGUCAUCCAGAAGAAGAGGCAGUGACAGAUGAUGGAUGGGGUUUCGGAUCAGAUGAUGCUGUUUUAGAGGAACAACACCAACAAAUGUCUGGUUCCAUUACAACAUCUUCGCUGGUUCCAGCUCACAUUGGACAGACAUUGCAGGAUUACGAAGAUGCGAUAAAGUUGCUUCAGGUUGAGCGAGAUCAACUGCAGGAAGAGAAAGUUGCUCUACAAAUACAGUCUGCAAAAAUGUUGAAGAAACUCAAAGAAUACAAAAGUAAAAAUGAACAGCUGAGCACAGCCGCAUCUUUCAAAAAAUCACCAUCCGUCGAAUCCAACGAUCUGGAUCUUGCUAUACAGGAGGAGCUAAACAAUCAAAUAAAAUUGCUGGAAAACCGAUGCAAAGAAAUGAAAGCGGAACAGGAAAAAGAAUCUUCCGAAAAGCAAAACCUCCUGAAACGAGUCGAUGUUCUGACUUCAGCCAACGACACAAUGGUAGAUCUGAAGCAGCGACAAGACAACGAAUUGGAAAUGUGCAAAUCGAAAAUCCGUCAAUUAAGUCAAAAGAUUUCGCAGCUGGAGGAAUGGAGUGAUGAUAAUUACAAUAAACCAGCGGAUGAUGCGAGUGCACCGAGUCAGCCGACCACUUCUGAUGAAAAUGUUACCAAGCAAAUCGAACUGUUAACAAAGCAAUUGAGUGAUGCUCGCGCAGAUUUCGAUGAAAUUCAGGCAUUGCUGGAUGAUGAGAAAACUCACAGUUCCAUUUUGGAGGAUAGAAUAAAGAAAUUGCAGGAGUCGUUACUGGCCAGAGAAAAUGAGGUCGGAGCACAUGCUGAAAUGACUGUCCGCAUCGAUAAAUUAUCCGCCGAGAAUACGUUCCUACAAAACGACAAUGUAAGCAAAAGUGAAACAAUCACUCAACUAAAGGGUCAGAUAAAUGAAUCCAUCGCUACGAUUGAUGUGCUGACGCAGGAAGCGAACAACAUCAAAACAUAUCUGGAUCAGCUGAAAGAGGAGCACCGACACAAAAUCGACGAAAAUAACAAUUUGUCGAAAGAAUUGGGUUUGCUGAGUGAUAAAAAUGUGGAAUUGUCCGCCGAAGUGGAACGAAUGAAAAGUGCCGGAAUGUUUACUGACGGAAGUCAAAUCAAUUCGUUGGAGAUAAAAGAAAUGGAUGAAAAAAUCCAGGAACUUACUGCUAUUAUUCAAUAUAAAGACGCUGAAAUUGGUCAUUUAAAUCAAAAGGUUGCCGAUGUCAUCAAAGAAGAUCAGACGCAAUCUUUGGUACAGGAAAUUUUGAACAAAAAUUUCGAAAUUAACAAUUUACGGUCGCAGGUGGAUCAACUACAAACUGCCAAAGAUGAUUUGGAGAAUAAUUGGUCGAUGCAAUUGACCAAAGAAAUCCAGAGCCAAAAUGCAGUGGAGACAGCUGAAAGAAUAAGUCAGCUUGAGAAAGUGAUCGCAGAAAUGAAAACAGAAAAAGGCGAAAUGGAACACGAGCUUCAAGUGCUGAACGACCAAGUUUUGAACAGUCUCCAGCUAGAAGACAAAGUCAAAUCCACCGUUCUCGAGCUGGACAUGAAAAAUAUUGAAAUAACCGAAUUGAAGAACUCGUUGGAGCAAAUGAAACACAGUUCAGUUGAGAUCAAUCCGAAUACCAACGUUAGUGACGAUGUAGUUGCUACAUUAAAUGCUCAAUGGGAACAGGUAAUGGAACAACGUUGCUCCGAUCUAGCCGAAUCUUGGAGACAUCAUGUAUCACAGCGUGAAGCCGAAUUUAGUUUAACGGAAGCUACGCUACGACAAGAAAUCGAUCUAUUACGUCAAGCGUUACGCCAAUCAAAUUCUUCAUCGGAAGUGGUCGAAAAUAUUGAUUACAAUGCGGGUCUACCUGCUCACGAAGUUGUUCCUUCUGCUCAGCAGUCUUCUGACAACGAAUUGAUUGGCAAAAUGCAAGAGGCACUGGAAAAUCAAGAAAUGGAAAUCGUUACUUUGAAGGAGCAGUUGGCCAUUCGAUCAGCGGAAUACGCUAGAAUUGUGUCGCAAGUGGAUCCCUUCGGACAGAUGUCCCGCACCAGCAGCAUGAUGACAAUGGAUUUAAAAGCGAAAAAAUCAACCGAAACAUUGGACGCGCCGGCUGGUCAGAAAUCAGAGCUUGAUCUGGCCCUGUAUAUGUUACAUCAGCGGGACAUGAGAUGUGAAGAGCUAACGGAAGAAUUGAUACAUUUGUUAGAAGAACGAGACACACUUCAAUUGAAGCUGUCCAAUUCAAUACGGCAAAUGGAGGACAUUCGACUGAAGACUGGUUAUGUUGAGGCAGUGCCAUCCGAAAGUGAGUCAGCCAACAUAAGUCCAGAAAAACCACCGUCAAAUCGAAGUUCUGUAUCGCUGUCAUCCGACGCAACUGAAGUACAAGCGAAUUCUGUCAAUUUGAACGCCAAAUUGUCACAACUUCACCAUGUCAGCCAUUCCAGAGAUAAGACGCUACGUGAAGAACGUGAACAGCGUCAACGUCAAAUGGCUUUUCUGCAGAGAGAUGUAGCCACCCUACCACCCGAGGCAGUAGCUGAAUUAAUCGGUGCCGAUUAUACACUGUCCAGACAAUCACAGAGUCCAUCGUCGGUAUUGUUGAAUUGGCUAUGGGGUAAAAGUACGCCUCGUCCACCAGAUACUAACUAAAUAUCAGUGAUGUUAAUGUUGAUCCGUUGGAAUGAGUUAAUGGUAAAAGAUUUGGCAUUCAUCCAUUAAAAAAUGCUAAAUUUUUCUAUCAUCGUAUGGGCCACAAUUCCGAACGGCCACAUGUUUUGUGAAAAUUUUAUUAUGGGGAAUGGGGUUUUUUGUCAGAGAAAUAAGAGCGUCUACUAUGUACAGAAAUUAAUAUAUUCAUUGAGAAAUCAGUUAA